Portunus trituberculatus (swimming crab) is the source of this 1911-nucleotide messenger RNA. It is a transcript of the gene eIF6, whose product is annotated as eukaryotic translation initiation factor 6-like. Gene Ontology annotation, cellular component: cytosol; nucleolus; preribosome, large subunit precursor. Bases 90 to 827 code for a protein of 245 amino acids. Gene Ontology annotation, biological process: cytosolic ribosome assembly; maturation of LSU-rRNA; assembly of large subunit precursor of preribosome. Lineage: Eukaryota; Metazoa; Arthropoda; Malacostraca; Decapoda; Portunidae. The record is from RefSeq and is a predicted model, not a curated record. Gene Ontology annotation, molecular function: ribosomal large subunit binding. The transcript has 6 exons.
GCAGCAGUAGCAGCAGGUUGGGAGGCAUCCAUGUAAACAACUCAUUCGGCGAGGCAGACACACGUGGGGAGAUCUUGUCUUGGUUCACAAUGGCUGUUCGCUGUCAAUUUGAAGGGUCUAAUGAAAUCGGGGUGUUUACCAAGCUGACCAAUGCCUACUGUCUAGCUGGUAUUGGCGCCUCUGCAAAUUUUUACAGUAUCUUUGAGGACCAGUUAAGUGAGAGCAUCCCUGUUGUAUACGCUUCCAUUGCUGGGUGCCGCAUCGUUGGCUCCAUGGCCACAGGGAACCGUCAUGGGCUGCUGGUGCCCAACACAACAACUGACACAGAACUUCAACACCUGCGUGACCAUCUGCCAGAUAAGGUCAAGGUGCAGCGGAUAGAGGAGCGACUCUCGGCUCUUGGCAAUGUGGUUGUUUGCAAUGACUAUGUAGCACUUGUUCAUCCUGACAUAGACAGGGAAACAGAAGAGAUAAUCCAUGAUACUUUACAAGUAGAGGUAUUCCGUCACACCAUUGCUAACAAUGUGCUAGUAGGCUCGUAUGCGGUGUUGUCAAACCAGGGUGGCCUUUUGCAUCCUGCCACUCCCACUCAAGAGCAGGAUGAAUUGUCCAUGCUACUGCAGGUGCCUUUAGUGGCAGGAACAGUAAACCGAGGCAGCAAUGCCUUGGCAGCAGGAUUGUUGGUGAAUGAUUGGGCUGCCUUCUGUGGAAUGGACACCACAGCCACAGAGCUGAAUGUGAUUGAAAGUAUCUUCAAAAUCACUGAUGCUCCUCAGGCUACUGCCUCCACCACAAUGAGGAAGGCUCUCAUUGACAGUAUGACGUAAGGAUGCAACAAAUGUAGCAGUUGUGGCAACAACUGGAGUGUUGGCUGUGGGAAGCUGUUUUUCUCACCCCCUUUGUUAAGAUUUCUAGUAUUUUAUAUGCAUAUUCACUUUUUAAGCCCUGAUUAGAAAUUUUGUUAUAAUUUAGAUAUCUUAUAUGCUAAAUUUGAGCAUUCUCAUCUGAAAUUUUCCACAAGCAAAUGUCCAUGUAUGUAAAAAUUACUUUUAAACCAUAUUUUUUUUUUCAUAUUUUUAUGAGUGUAAUAAACUUAUUGAUGUUUGAAUAUAUAUCAUGUGAUAUAACAUAUUCAAAUAAGAUAUAUUUGACUGACAUUAUAAGUCAAAUUCCUGUCAAUUAUAUUAGUGUCAUAUUUACCUUUGAUUGCCUCAUAGUAAAAAAAGUAAAACAUACAAGCUGCAUAGCUAUACCUCUACAAAGACACCAUGGCAAAGAAACUACAAAAGAAUGAGUAAUGAUUCCUAUUUUCAACAUUUAAUUUUUUCAUUACAAGUUUAAACAAUGAUCACAAUUUUCAACUUGUUUAAGCACGCCACAUAUGCAUUAAGAACAAUCAACUUAUACUUGUGUGAAAAUUGAACAAACAAUACAGUAAUUACAUAAUAAAAACAUAGACUACAAGCAAAUAUUCCUCACAUCAUUUGCUCGGUAGACGGUAUCAUGGCAGAGCAGUACAAGAAUCAACUAUGUGAUGAGAACCUAGGAUUACCCUUAGUGACUAGCAGAAUCCUGUCCAAGACAUAAAGGUUUCCAUGAAUGAGCAAGCACAUAAUUGUGCUUGAAGAAGAGGGUAUAGCUCAUGUGUGACAUGUGAAAAGUUCAGUCCUAUCUAUAAAUUAAAUUAAAUGGUGAUCAUGAAUCAAGCACAUGAUCCUCAAAAUCUUAGGUAAUUGAACAGAGGUACACACAUAUGCAGGAGUGCUAAGGACUGUACACCAUCCAAGAAACUGGAUAGACAGGUUCAGAUGAGACCACAGAAUUAUAGCUUAGCUUAGGUGGUCCUGUGUGUGCACACACACACACACACACACACACACACACACACACACACACACACACACACACACA